GAGUGCGUACACAUUUCGCAGCAACAGAGAAGCGGAAAAACCGAAGAGAGAGAAGAGAAGAAAAAACCCUCUUACCGCCAUGGCCGACGAGGAUUAUGAAAUGGACGGAGGGUACGAAGAUGAGCCGAUGGAGCCGGAGCUUGAUGAAGGGGUAGAAGUGGAAGAAGAUAAUGAAAACCCUGAUGAUGUUCCAGACCCGAUUGAAGGGGAUGGUGAGGAGAAGCAGGAGCAAGAGCCCGUCGAACGGCCUCGUAAAACGUCUAAGUAUAUGACCAAGUAUGAGCGGGCCAGGAUUUUGGGCACACGGGCCCUGCAGAUUAGCAUGAAUGCUCCUGUGAUGGUGGAGCUCGAGGGUGAAACGGACCCUUUGGAGAUUGCAAUGAAAGAGCUUCGUGAGCGAAAAAUACCCUUCACAAUUCGUCGUUACCUACCUGAUGGAAGCUACGAAGAUUGGGGAGUCGAUGAAUUGAUUGUGGAAGAUUCGUGGAAAAGGCAGGUUGGGGGUAACUGAAAAUGGCUGUUCCUUGUUGCUCAAGACAUUUUCGAUCUAUUUAGUGAGCGCCGAUUUGUGUACAAAAAUUUGUUAAUCAGAACCUAGUACCUUAAAAAAAAAAACAAGUUAAUGUUUGCCGUCUUGCUCUUUCCUACGUUGUUGUUACUAGGUUUUUGCUUAUGGUCCAAGAAAUCAGUCUCGUCUUUGUGUUCGAACUCGUGAGAGUAAAAACACCACUCGUAUUAUCUUGAACCGUUCUAUUUGCGAUUUUAUAACGUUGUUGGAUUUUAGCAUUGGCGCAGUGACGCGGUCUAUUUUCA
This is a messenger RNA of Erythranthe guttata (spotted monkey flower), 813 nucleotides long. RefSeq names its product DNA-directed RNA polymerases II, IV and V subunit 6A. Gene Ontology annotation, biological process: transcription by RNA polymerase II; transcription by RNA polymerase I; tRNA transcription by RNA polymerase III. Gene Ontology annotation, molecular function: DNA binding. The record is from RefSeq and is a predicted model, not a curated record. Gene Ontology annotation, cellular component: nucleus; RNA polymerase II, core complex; RNA polymerase I complex. Lineage: Eukaryota; Viridiplantae; Streptophyta; Magnoliopsida; Lamiales; Phrymaceae.